Messenger RNA from Pecten maximus, 611 nucleotides. Its product is annotated as serine protease inhibitor dipetalogastin-like. The transcript is spliced from 4 exons. Gene Ontology annotation, molecular function: protein binding. Bases 117 to 446 code for a protein of 109 amino acids. Lineage: Eukaryota; Metazoa; Mollusca; Bivalvia; Pectinida; Pectinidae. The record is from RefSeq and is a predicted model, not a curated record.
UAAUUAUAAACACCAACCUCUACAUAUACAUAGCACACAUUCAGCUGUCCUAGUUCUAACAGAUAGACUACAGGAUCACCACUGUCGGUAUACGCACCAGUAUCCGAAAUCUUACGAUGAAGCUGUCACUAUUUGUCUUGGCAAUUUGCUUUUCCGUGGCGAUUGCACAAACAACCACGGCCCCUAAAUUUAACAGAGCAUGCAAAUGUACAAAAGAAUUACACGAGGUCUGUGGUGAGGAUGGUAUUACAUACGAUAAUGAUUGUUUAAGGAGAUGCAAUCAAGUUGGUCUGCUGCACGAUGGGGAGUGCGAGGACGACCUGUGUAUCUGUAGCAGAAGAUACAACCCUGUGUGUGGGGAGGACGGACUUACUUAUCCUAACGACUGCGAGAUGGAAUGCAUGGGAGUGAACUUUGACCACGAUGGCAGUUGUGAUAAGAAAUAACAGACCAAAUGACACAAACAGGACACAUGAGCCAUCAUUGGAUACACACAAAGAUUGGUGUCAGUUUUCAACUUAUAUAGACAUCAUAUGAACAUUAUUUUCUGUUUAGAUAUAGAUGAUUAAUUAAGAUGUCAUUCGAUUAACAAUUAAAUAUGAGAAUACACA